Messenger RNA from Neoarius graeffei (lesser salmon catfish), 390 nucleotides. RefSeq names its product fatty acid-binding protein, brain-like. Gene Ontology annotation, molecular function: fatty acid binding. The coding region runs from base 1 to 390 and encodes 129 amino acids. Gene Ontology annotation, biological process: fatty acid transport. Lineage: Eukaryota; Metazoa; Chordata; Actinopteri; Siluriformes; Ariidae. The transcript is spliced from 4 exons. Gene Ontology annotation, cellular component: cytosol; nucleus. The record is from RefSeq and is a predicted model, not a curated record.
AUGGUGAGGUCUAAAGAGCUUCCUGAUGCCCUCAGAAAGAAGAUUGUGGCCGCUUACGACUCUGGUGUUGAAGAGGAAGUAAUAAAUGUCGUUGACAUGCUUAAACCAGUCAUGACCUUUUCCCAAGACGGUGACUGUGUGGUCUAUAAAGUACAGUCCUCCAUUCUUAAGACAGAAAACAAGUUCAGAUUAGGUGAAGAGUUUCAUGAUGAAGUUUUCCCUGGCAGAUUCUGCAAAAGUACUAUGAACCUGGAAGGAAAAAAACUCAUCCAUGUACAGCUCUAUAAGGGCUGGAUUAUCACGAUUGUCCGAGAGAUCCAGGAUGGGGAAAUGAUUGAGACUAGGACAUGUGAAAAUGUCCCAGCAGUUCUUAUAUAUGAGAGGGUGUAA